AUGGCUGCAUUUCUAAACAGCGCAGCAGCCUCCACAACUAACAAGGGGAAGUCUAGUGCUUAUUAUGGAGCGACUCUUGCUAAAGAUAAAAACAAUCCAGUUUUUCAGGCUUUGAACAGUGAGAUAAAAAUAAUCUACAAUCACAUCAAGAAAAGAUCUGAUCCUAAAUAUAUUAAACCUGACAAUGAAUCCUGUUCCAGAUGCUCUGACACUAUCUUUGAAUUGUGGAAUCGAUUCGAACCUAAAUUACAGAAGAAUAUUUAUUAUAAGAAAUUACUUGAAAUGGGAGAUACUUUACUAUCAAUGAAGGAAUAUAAACUAGCAUUAUGGCAGUGUUAUGAAAGAUAUUUACUAAGAUUUGAUUGUGGUAAUUUUUUGGAUAUCUCUGAAGGGAGAGAACUGGAGGAAAUUUUCUUUUCUGAUGGAUUUGAAACUGAAGAAUCUGGUUUUACUUUUCGAGCUUUGAUGGGAAAGAGUAUAUGUUUAUAUCAGAUGAUAAAGGGAAAUGAUGAUAAACUACAGAAUAAACAGUCAGUAGAUAAAUGUCUACAGAUUCUAUCAUUUCUUAGAUUACUCAUGCAAAUUAUUCUACCUAAAGAACGACUCUGUUGGCUUAUUUAUAAUGGUUCUAUACAUAUCUACACUAUAUCAAGACACCUGAUGUCACUGGGACAUUCUGCACAGGUAUUAGAAUAUGUGAUAUGGGCUAGUGUUUGUAUGGAGACGUCUAUACCACUGGUAUCAGUAAAAUAUCUAACAUGGAGAUCAACUCUAUAUACAGCUGUAUGUCAAUGUUAUUAUGACUGUAAAUCUCCACAACAUGCAGAGGCAUUUGCUAGAAGAGGAUUAGCUAAGAUUAAUGAGUUAAAUCAGUUAGAAAGAAUGAGUAACUCUGUCCAAAGUCCUCAAUCUACAGUGGCAUUUCGUCAAGCUACUAUUAAAAUGGCUAUUAUGGUGUUUAAACGCUCAGUAUUUGAAACUAGGAGAAAACCAAAAGGUUUAUUACGGCCUAAAACUAGAGCCAAUUAUAAAGAUGUGGUUAAUGGUGGUUGGCCUCGUACUCUAACAGAGAAACUAAUGAAUGAGAUGUUUGAAGGGUCUGCAGCUCAGUUUUUGGCGUUAAUAGAAACACUAACUGAUAGUAAUAGACGUAUAAUAUUAACAGGACCACCAGCUCAGGAUAAUGAACCAGAAAUACUGGAUGUUUAUGUAGAACUAUUCAUGGCUGGACAAGAAUUAUUAGCAGGUGGAGGAGGAUUAAAACCAUCAGGACCUAAAGCACAAUCUGUUAUAGGAAUGCCUCCAUUAAGUGGUGUUACUGAAUUUACUAGUUUAAUGGAAUCUGCUGUUUUAGGAAUUGAUGGUAUACCAAUACACUCUGUUAUAAAGUUUAUGAAACUGGCCUUUAAUUAUGAAUAUUGGGAUCUGUUUGAUAAUUUAGUUGAACCAGUCAGAGCUUAUCUUAGUAUAACCAGUGUAGCUAAUUAUCAAUGGUAUGAGAAGUUACUAGAAUUACUAUUGGCCAUGGAGAAAUUAAGUCACAGUAAGAAACAAAGUAAAAAGAAAGAAACUGGUAAUGAAGAAGUUCCAGAAGAUGAACACCCCCCACUCAAUCCUAAUGUAGCUUCAGCCCCUGGAACAUCAAUGAAAUCUACCAGUAUGAAUGAUGAUCAUAUUAAUCUAGCUGAUAUUUUACUGUCUAUUAUCUCAGGACCAUUUCAGAAGAAAGAUAUAGAAAUGGAUAUUAUAGUAGAUUCAGCUUUGAUUUUAUGGAAUAAAUGUAAAACAGUAUUUCACAAGUAUCAGACGGGAUCUGUGGAAAACCCUAGAUACAUACAGAAGAUGGAUCAACCAUACAAGUGGAUGUAUUUAUUAGACACAGUACAUCAGACAUUAUGUUGGUGUGGUAUUAGUUCUGUUGAUCCAUCUUUAAUGGCAGAGGUUGUUAUUAGACUAGCUAUGUUAUAUGAGAGUUCAGCUUAUCUAGAUACAUCUGAUGGUUUGAGACUUCGUAAGGAAUCUGUAUCAGAAGGAAAGUCCAGCAGUGAUCCAAGUUCUAUCUUUCCUAAAAUAAUCAAGGAAAAAUCUGGUAUGAAAGAUUCUAAAACAACAUUGACAGAUAUCGGAUUAACAGAGAUAAACCACAGUCGUAUCAGUAUGAUGUCAUCACCAGCUAAUCUUACAGCUAAACGACAGCUAGAUCAGGCAAAAUCUAUCCUAGAACUUGGCCUUAAAGAUAUGUCGUAUGCCAGACAAGCUGUGGCAUUGAAUGAUGGGAAAUCUAUUGCUGAUGUAUGCUGGGUAAAGAGUGUUUUAAAUGAUACAUCUAAAUUGUUACCAGGGGAAUUAAAUCCAGAAGUGUUUUCUCAUCAGAUGAAUCAGGAAGUAUCAGAAGUUGAUGAAGAUUGUCAUGGUGAUGAUUUAGUACCUGACUCAAUGAAAGAAUCAGCUACCACUGUCUGGAAUACAGUCAAAGAUCUCCAUCUUGAAUUAAUCUUAAUGUAUCACAGAGUGUGUUUAAAACUGGCUUCUCUCAAACAAUUAGAUGCUUCAUCAAAACCAAAACCUGUAAAUUCAAAAACAAAAGUAAAAGAGAACAAAGAAGAAGCUCAGAUUGACAGUAAUAAAAUUCUGAAAUCAGGUGAAGAUUAUGAGAAUGUUUUGAAUGUUGAAGAUUUAACAACUCAAUGUAAGAAGAACUAUAUAUAUAAGGCCUUGUUAUUUAUGGAGAAUGCUCUACUCUCAACAUCUGGUGUAUCAUAUAAUGGUAAACAGAAAAAACUCUUAGAGGAAUCAUUAGCAUUGAUUCAGAAAGCCCAGUUAGAGGAGAAAAGAACAUUUUUAGAGAAUAGAAGCUAUCCUGAAGAUGUUAGACCCUCUAAAGUUCCUCCUCCACCUAUAUUAAUGUGUCGUACAGAUACUACUAUGGUGUUUAAACCUGCUACAUUUAUACCUGUCACUGGGGAGAAGGUGGCUUGGUUCCGUAUUUAUGCUCGUAAUUCUACAGGAAGUAAUGUGAAAGUUCGUUUGAAUGAUUACCAUCUACCUGGAACUGGAAAUCAGGUACCAGUAGGACAUGAUGAAAUUACAGUAUCUGGAUUGAUACCCAAUGAACGUUAUGUAUUUGCUGUAUCUGCGUAUGAUGGUUCAGGAAAGAUGAUUGGUGGAAUUGGUGAAACUAGUAAACCUAUACUAGCCUCCCACCCUCUACCUAUUCUGAUGACUUAUGCUUUCUUAGCUCAGAUCUCCUACCAAGUAGGCUACUAUGAUGUAACCCGUCAAGCAUUUGAUGUUUUAUGGGAACAUUUUAUAAUGGAGAAACCUGCGCCAUGUGGUGUUACACAUAUUACACCUGUUAAAAAAGACUUCAAAUUAACACUGCAUAAGUAA
Molecule: messenger RNA, 3390 nt
Organism: Lottia gigantea (owl limpet)
Lineage: Eukaryota; Metazoa; Mollusca; Gastropoda; Lottiidae
Exons: 24
Coding region: 1-3390 (1129 amino acids)
Biological process (GO): cilium assembly
Source: RefSeq, a predicted model, not a curated record